CUGACCAGCAGGGGGCCAGUGGUGAAACAUAGGUGGAAUCGAAAUCCGAAGGUCUCCCUUCCAGAAGUCAACCAAUGUGGCCAGCCAUAUGACGUCCCGGCCUGGCCAAAAGCCUUCCCCCGUCCUAAUCCCCAAUUCCUCAGCGCUUUCGCGACAAUGGAUCAGCCCGACUCCCCGCCGGCCGCUCCGAUCAUCUCGGACUGGGUCCGGUUCAACGACGCCGUGACGCCCCUCACGCUCACGGCGGACGGCAGGGUCGUCUGGGCAGAGGGCGGCCAUCGGGCCCUGAGGGUCGAGAAGGAGGUGCUCGGGUUCGCGGCGGAGGGGUCCAGGAUAAGGAUCAAGGCCGCCGUCGACUUGGACGGGGCAGUGUGCUGCCCCGGUCCCUCCAGAGGCGGAGGAGAGGGGCUGGUCAGGAGGGAGCUGGUGUUCGAGCCCUUGUCGGGCGAGUCCCUCAGCCUCUGGUGCAAGAAGCUUCAGGAUUACAUGGACAAUCUCGGCCGUCCAAAGAGGCUUUUUAUAUUCAUGAACCCUUUCGGAGGGAAGAGAAUGGCUCCUAAGAUAUUUUCAAACGAAGUGAAGCCGCUUCUUCAAGAUGCUGGCAUUGAAUUUGAUAUUCAAGAAACCAGAUAUCAGUUGCAUGCCAAAGAAAUUGCUCGCUCUAUUGAUCUAUCAAAGUACGAUGGCAUUGUCUGUGUGAGCGGAGAUGGAAUUUUGGUUGAGGUAGUGAACGGGUUGCUUGAAAGGGAUGACUGGAAGGCUGCAAUAAAGAUGCCCCUAGGGGUGAUACCUGCAGGUACUGGUAACGGAAUGGCGAAGUCUCUUCUCGACUCAGUUGGCUUACCCUGUAAAGCAUCUUAUGCUACUCUUGCCAUUAUUCGAGGCCACAAACGAUUACUUGAUGUGGCCACAAUUUCACAGGAGGACAAGAAAUUUUUUAGUGUUCUGAUGCUUGCAUGGGGCCUUAUUGCAGACAUCGACAUUGAAUCUGAGAAGUAUAGGUGGAUGGGAAGUGCUCGUAUAGAUUUCUAUGCGAUUCAACGUGUACUGCACCUGAGGCGAUAUGAUGGGCAGGUCUCUUUUGUGCCUGCACCGGGAUAUGAAAAUCAUGGAGAGCCUGCAAGAUAUAGUGGAGAACAGAAUGUCCAAAGUAAAGGUCACGGAGAAGAACCGGUUCAGGUCCUUUGCAAUGCCUAUCGUGGGCCAGAUAUCAAGUUAGAGGAGUUGAGCUGGAGGACCAUUGAUGGACCGUUUGUGUCGAUUUGGCUUCACAAUGUUCCUUGGGGCGGCGAAGACACUAUGGCUGCUCCAAAAGCUGAGUUUUCAGAUGGUUAUAUGGAUCUGAUUGCUAUACGCGAUUGCCCGAAGUUAGCGCUGCUGUCGUUGAUGACUGAGUUGAGCAAGGGGGGUCAUGUUAAAUCACCCCAUGUCGUGUACAUUAAGGUCAAAGCAUUUGUCUUAGAGCCCGGUCCACGCACUGAUGACCCCACCAGGCAAGGCAUCAUAGACACGGAUGGUGAAGUAUUAGCUCGAGGGAAGGGAACAUAUAAGUCGGACCAGGAAACGUUAAUGUCCUAUGGCAGGCUACAGAUAACGGUUGAUCAAGGUUUGGCCACACUGUUUUCCCCUGUAUAGUGUGUGCGCGUAUCCGUGACUGAGGAUUUUUUCUCCUAACAUCAUCACCAGUGUCUCUGGAAGAGGAAUUCCAAAGGUUCUUGUACUUAUUUUUCAUGCGUUGGAUCGACCUGUACAGAAUAAAUUAUUUCCUUCCAACCAGGUUUCCUUGUGCGGGGGAACGGGAGAGUUUUGAGAUCAUUGAUACAUUUGGACGAGACUUAAUGUUAUAAAGAGCACAUUUUCUUAUUUUUAA
This is a messenger RNA of Punica granatum (pomegranate), 1870 nucleotides long. The record is from RefSeq and is a predicted model, not a curated record. NCBI's taxonomy places the organism in Eukaryota, Viridiplantae, Streptophyta, Magnoliopsida, Myrtales, Lythraceae.